Molecule: messenger RNA, 729 nt
Organism: Solanum stenotomum
Lineage: Eukaryota; Viridiplantae; Streptophyta; Magnoliopsida; Solanales; Solanaceae
Exons: 4
Coding region: 1-729 (242 amino acids)
Source: RefSeq, a predicted model, not a curated record
AUGGACAUAGCUAGGCCUAUGAUUCAUGUACAACAGGUAGAUGAGGACAAGUUAAAAGAUAAGAAAAAGUUCUGCAGCAAGAGGGUUAAGGCAACAAAUCAUGAGUUUGGCCAGCAAAAGACUAGGAAUGGGCAUCGGUCAUCUUUCCAGCAAAGGUCAUUUGGACUUGCUCCAUCGUCAGCUAGUGUGCUGCACCAAGAAAUAGGAAUGAUCAGAGGAAUUAGAGUUCUCAGAAUUUCAGAGCUCAGGACGAGUCAUUUUAUGAGAGAAUUCCCUAAGAACAGACAGGGUAAUGAGGGCAAUAGAGCCCAAUCUUCUUUAGCAGCUCUAGCAGAGAGUAAUUCCCAAAGAACAACUACUUCAGGAACAUACGGAGGUACAAACUGUCUAUAUGCUAUAGCUAGUUGCCAGGAUCUGGAGAACUCACCAGAUGUUGUCACUGGUAUGGUGCGAGUUUCUCUUUUUGAUCCUUAUGUAGCCAUAAAGUUCGGCAUUAACUCCGAACAACUUCUUGAACCCUUUAGUGUUUCCACACCUUCUGUUCCAGUUGUGAGUGAGUUUUUAAAGGUCUUUCUAGACGAUCUUCCCGGAUUCCCUCAUAUAAGAGAAGUAAGCUUCAGAAUUGAUAUUCUUCCUGAUACUCAACCCGUUUCUAUUCCGCCAUAUAGAAUGACUUCAGUUGAGUUAAAAGAGCAGUUGAGAAAUCUUAUUGAUAAGGGUUUCAUCUGA